Messenger RNA from Corythoichthys intestinalis (scribbled pipefish), 1746 nucleotides. Its product is annotated as MICOS complex subunit MIC26-like. Gene Ontology annotation, cellular component: MICOS complex. Bases 142 to 786 code for a protein of 214 amino acids. Gene Ontology annotation, biological process: cristae formation. The transcript has a single exon. Lineage: Eukaryota; Metazoa; Chordata; Actinopteri; Syngnathiformes; Syngnathidae. The record is from RefSeq and is a predicted model, not a curated record.
UAUUACACCAAUGAAAGCACUCUUAAUUACUAAAUUAAUUACGUUAUAUUUGAGGCAACUAGUUUAUGGGUGAAGUUAAUAUCAAAAUACGUCCAUGAGGUCAUUACAGAGAAACAAAAUCCGUUUUUGACUUGAGGAAGAAUGUCCCUCCUGAUGCGCCGUAUAGGCGACUCAUGGCUACGAGGGAUCAUGUUGAAGGUGACAGGUAGACUCAUGGCCGGAGCCUUAACCUUGUGGCCGUCCACCGUCUGCGCCGCGGCGGCUGAUGCAAAGAAGUCCACUCCCGCCAAGAUAAACUGGGAAGAGCUCUCGCUGUACGCUUCGCCGCAACAAGAUAAAACCGCGUCGGAGGAGCCCAAAACCGGGCACAUGGAGCAGGGUGCCGCCACCUUGCGGAUGUUCGCGGAGCCUUACACGGCUUGGUGUCGGACCACGUACGAACGCGUUGAACCCAAAGUUCAAAAUGUGGUUCGGCAAGGGUGCGACGCCUGGGCGUUUCUGAAAGACCCGCCGGGAGAGUUCUACGCGCGGGCUGGAAUCAUCGGUUUGACCGGCGUGCUUGGGCUGCUCCUCGCCAGACGCUCGCGGGUGAAGAGAGUCAUCUACCCGGCGGCCCUGAUGACCACAAGUGCCUCCCUGUAUUACCCGGAUCGGGCAGCAGUCAUCGCCAGGUCCGCCGGGGACACCCUGUACGAGGGCGCCGUGCACGGCUACGCCACCCUGGAGAGUAUCAUAAAGCCUGCAAGCAAGGCCGAUCAAGGAGACAACUCGAAGGGUAAACACUGAGGGUCGCCAAAGCAUAAAGACGCCAGCAACUGAAACAACUUGGCGUUCUUGUUUAUGCCUACAUUUUAUAACAUGAAAACUCAGGCUGGACUUUUACAAUGUAUAUUUAUGCAGAAAAUGAAUAAUAAACCAAGACUUUAAAUUCUUGGUAGCCAGAGUGCAGUGUUACUCAAAAAAACAUUGUAGUUGGUGUGCAUAAAAAUGUCACCCUCAGAAUCAGUAAUGUAUUGAUACUACCACAUUAAAUAUCAAGUUUCAGUACAAUGAAAUCUAAUAAAGAAUCAUAGCUAUACACUUUGUAGAUCGUUUUCAUACAUAAAUACAAUAGAAUAGCUUUAUUGUCAUUACUAUUUGGGUAACAGUCGACAGAGUCUGAUAGUGAAUUGACAUUACUUAGAAACUUUCAUGCAUUUUGUCACAAAUGAUUCCACAUGACACUGAAACUUAUGCAUUCCGGCAAUAUUUAGCCUUUAUUCAUAUUUGAAAACAAAAUUUCGAUAUAAAAAUUAAAUAGCUGUGCCUCAAAGUAGCACAAGCUUCUCAUUGAGGGCGAUCUGCGCUUGGGUAAGGUUGGACAGGUACGUCACCAUCAGGAGAUCCUGCAAGAAAACACCGAACAUCGAGUAACUUCACGUAAUGGUUUGAAUUCAAUUUUGGCAUAAAAUGUUAUAAAGCCAAAAAGAGGAACACAAACAUACGUUGAUGUUAGAAUUAAUCAUGUUUUCAAAGUCCUCUGCUGAGAUGGUGGGCACCUUGUUGACCAGGUCCAUUAGGAAUCGGCCCACGCUGUUGUCUGCCGUCGCCUUCCCAGACUGAGGUGUGACAAGUUGAAACAUUUUAUGGAAUGACUGCGAUCAUAAAAUUAUAAAACGUAUGCCUGCUUAUACAUAAUAUGAUUUGUUUUGUUUUGCUAAGAUCAUUCACCAAUUUCCUAUUGGUAUAUACGUAUGGUGGACUAAA